Messenger RNA from Cuscuta epithymum, 2766 nucleotides. The record is from the annotation of a GenBank genome assembly. Lineage: Eukaryota; Viridiplantae; Streptophyta; Magnoliopsida; Solanales; Convolvulaceae.
AAUAUACAAAGGACAACCCUUUAAAAGAAAAAUAAGGAAUCACCAAAUCAAUUUUUUUUUUCUUUAUAAAAAAAUCAGAAUUUAAAAAACAAAUAUAUAAACUCUGUAUAUGGGUGCGAAAUUACACACAAAGUGAGCAUUUUAUAAAUAAAAAUGAUCAUUUAUCUAUUAGAAUUACAAAAUUGCCAUUGGGUAUACGUAGUUACGUACGCCUAGUUUGCUCUCAAAGUCUAUCUUUCUUCCCCAAUGUUCCAUUUUCUGCGGGAAAAAACAAACAAACAAUAGAUCAAACAUUUUUUUCUUCUCUUUAUUUCUUUCUUCUUAACUUAUCAUGGUUUCAUCAAAUAGAUAAAGUAAAUGCUGAAUCUUAUCCUUGUUUUUCUAUCAAACAUACAAAUUCAUACCACCCACAUUUGAUUUUUUAAUUCACAAUUCAUAUCUUUUUUAUUCCUUCUGAUUAUUAUUUCAUGGUGGCUUUACCACCCACAUUUGAUUUUCUGAUUCAUAAGGUUUCAGUUUCAUUAAAGCAUUACCUGCUUGAAAUCGAAACAGAGGUUUGGUUGGUUGGCUGCAUUAUUAGAACAACGGCAAUAUUUGAUCUUUGAUCAGAUUAUACAUUAACCUUAUUGGUUAGUUCAUAAUAUAUAUUGAUUUGGGCAUUCGAAAAGCAUGAGCUGUUUUUCGUGUUUUACUUCUCAUGAUCAAAGGAACGCUUCCAAGAGGCUUAGCAGCAAAAGAAAUGAUAUUCGCCUCCCCGAUGAUCGUCAUCAAACCAAGCCUGGUUGGUUAGCCUAUAUACAAGUCUCUAUUCAAACAACCUUUCUUCAGAAAAUAUAUAAAUACAAUCUAACAUAUAAAGUCUUUGUCAAGAUAGAAACUUUUAGUUUCACUUUACCUUUCUGAUGACAAAGAGGGUAUUGACUUUUUCUUUUUGAAUUGUAGAGAGCAAAAAGAAGCCUACUGGAGAAGCGACAAAUCCGAAAAGCGGCAACAAUAUUGCAGCCCAAACAUUCACCUUCAGAGAGCUGGCAGCUGCCACAAAGAACUUUCGGCAAGAAUGUCUGAUUGGUGAAGGCGGAUUUGGCCGCGUUUACAAAGGUCGCUUGGAGACAACUGGCCAGAUUGUAGCAGUGAAACAACUGGACCGGAAUGGAAUGCAAGGAAACAAAGAGUUUCUGGUUGAGGUGUUCAUGUUGAGCCUUCUACACCAUCCGAACCUCGUGAGCUUAAUCGGGUAUUGUGCUGAUGGAGACCAAAGACUUCUGGUGUAUGAGUACAUGCCUCUGGGAUGUCUGGAAGACCAUUUACUUGAUCUUCAUCCAGACCAAGCUGUAUUGGAUUGGCCAAAGAGGAUGAAAAUCGCGUUACACGCAGCCAGAGGCCUGGAAUAUUUGCACGAAAAGGCUAACCCACCGGUGAUUUACCGUGAUUUGAAGUCUUCAAACAUAUUACUAGACAAGGAGUUCAAUGGAAAGCUUUCCGACUUCGGGUUGGCCAAGGUUGGACCUGUAGGAGAUAACUCUCAUGUUUCUUCGAGAAUAAUGGGAACAUAUGGUUACUGUGCUCCGGAGUAUCAAAGAACGGGUCAUCUAAGUGUCAAGUCGGAUGUUUAUAGCUUUGGUGUUGUUCUGUUGGAAUUAAUCACAGGAAAGAGAGCAGUAGAUCCUAUGAGAAAAGGUCAUGAGCAAUUGUUGGUUGCUUGGGCGGAGCCUUUGUUUAGAGACCAUAACAGAAUAUUUGAACUUCUUGACCCACAUUUAAAAGGAAACAUACCAAAGAAGAGUUUUAGGCAGGUGGCUGCAAUAGCUUCAAUGUGCUUGGAAGAAGAUCCUGAAGUAAGGCCAUUGAUGACAGAUGUAGUAAAUGCUCUCAAUCAUCUUUCAGAAGGGCUGCAAAGUGGAUCAGACGAUUCUCCGGUGGAGCCUCGGUCAGAGAAUGAGAAUCAUGACAAUGGAGUAUCCGCAGAAGAACGACAGAAAGCAGUUGCAGAGGCUAUAGAGUGGGGUGCAAAUUCAAGAAACCACAAUGAAUGACUAUUCACUCUUCUGAACACUUUCAUAUAUGUUCUCUGGGAUUUCCCUAAUUUGGAUGGAAAGAAAAGAGCAUUUUCCUAUUGUAAAUAUGAACAUCUUCCUAUUAUAAUGGACUAUAAACAUUUUUCUUUUGUUUGUGCAUCACUCAUUCACUCCCAUCUAGAGCCUUGUUACGCCUGACGCACCAUAAAUUUGAAACAUGACUAUAUUUUUGUAUUAAAAAGCUAUGCAAGGAAUUACUAAAAAUCUUUAUGCUGGACUACCGACUACCUUUUAUUUUUUCUAGUUACGGCGCCACAACUACCAUAUGUCCCAUUGUAACAUCUUGUCCUAAAAAUAUGAAUGCUUCUUAAUUUGAACUUUACUAACCUUUACUUUCCAAUUUGUAUCAUUUUUCUUUAAAAUUGUUGAUGUACUUUUCUCGUAAAAGAUGAGUUAUUGAAGGAAUAAAUAAGACGAUAUAGCGUGUUGUGGACCUCCUACGAAAUUUAAAAAUGAUGAUUUAACAAACUUGUUGAGGAUCGAUUCCGUCACCGGAUUCCGGCUCAGGCAGUCCGGACUUCGGUUUUCCGGUUGUCUCUUGUGCACUCCUAAGCUAAGGGAGCAACACACCUUUCUAGCCUCGCCAACACCUCACUUCUACUCACUUCUACUCACUAUCCAGUUCUGACAUAAAGGAAAUUCAAGGAGGAAGAAGACUGGUUUGAGUGAAGUAUCUCUCUGUACGCUCCAC